Molecule: messenger RNA, 5190 nt
Organism: Chroicocephalus ridibundus (black-headed gull)
Lineage: Eukaryota; Metazoa; Chordata; Aves; Charadriiformes; Laridae
Gene: PIERCE1
Product: piercer of microtubule wall 1
Exons: 3
Coding region: 100-477 (125 amino acids)
Biological process (GO): axoneme assembly
Cellular component (GO): axonemal microtubule
Source: RefSeq, a predicted model, not a curated record
GCCUUCCGCUUCCUGCAUCGGGGGGGCCGGGCCCGCUUCGAUCGCUGCCCGCCCUCCGCGUCCCGUCGCCGGGCAACGCGUAGUCCCGUCCCCGCCGCCAUGUCCCGCCCGGCGGCCGCGGGCAGCCCCGCUCCCCGCACCAGCGACUGGUACCGCACCAGCCCCGGGCUGCCCGGCCGUUUCCAGCAGCCAGCCUGCUUCCGCGGCUACGGGAAGCCGGAGCCGCACCCCCGGUACCGGACCACCAACCAGACCUACGGCAGCAGAGCCCCCACGGUGCACGAGGUGCCGACUUCGUUCCAUGUCACCUCGCACGCGUUUUCAAACACUCUGGCACAGUACGGCAUGUACAGAGAUAACGGGCUGAACACCUCCCUGGAGAAGAGUCACGUCACCGGUCCAGACAACUUCAUCACCGCCUAUGACCACCUCAACUUCCACCCCAGCUACAACCCAAGCGGCCCGUCGCACUGUUAGAUCUGCACCAGUAACGAUGACAACAUGAAGCCAGUUUACUGCUGGCUGCCUGGAUAAAAAAAAAAAAUACAAAAAACCCCAAAAGCAAGCAAACAGCAGCACUGACCUUAUCCAAAAUCUGUUGCUAAGCCCCACCUGACAGCGUGACAGGAGGCACUGUGAUGCUACACUGUAGUGGCUAAACGAGGUUAAGGGUAUUUCAUCGAGAAUAUCAAUAAUGUUGCUUUUCAAAAUGCCUUUUGAGCAUACGGGAACGCUGUGGCUGCGAAAGCAAACCUGGGCAGCACACCUUCCCCUGCCACACUGCUCCACGAGGGCUUUGGGAAUAACAUCCAGCUCAGUAUUUUGGGAUAUUGCUCACCCAAUAUUGACUCUGUGAAGAUUUGCAAGGAAAGGGCAAUUAGUACCGGCUGAUCACUGCCUUCUGUGGCAUUAGCGUUGUGUCUGCUGCAAGGUAUCUGCAGUACUUAAACGAUAGUGAAAAUCUGCGUUGUUAUCACUGAGGAGAGCAAAACUGCCUAGACCAUCAGGAAAAUAAUUCAUAGGGCACAAUAACCAGCAGCAGAUGAACACGUGCUUCACGCUAUUAACCAUCUAAGUCAGGAUUUAAUGAGAAUUUUUCUCUUGAACACAGGAAAAGAAAAUUUUCAGCUUGGUAAUGCAAGACUAGCUCUUACAACAUGAUUAAGAGCUACAAAAUCAGUGAGUUAAAGGUAGCAGCGCAUUUCCAAGAAUAACCCUGAACCCAAACUGUUUUAUGUAUUAUUAUUUUUUUUUAACAGGACUCCUACUUAGUUAAUGUCACAAAUUUAGCUUUGGGGGAAAGGAGUUUAAAUCUGUGUUAUCAAAACCGAGUUCACUAAUUUCUUGGGAAAAACACAUACAGCCACUUUGGUACUAGAUGAAAAUAACUAAUUUACAGGGCGAAUGUUAUGAGGAAUACUAUCUUAAUUUAGAAAGAUUUCAUGUGAUUAAAGGUCAGUAAAGAGCUCAUACAAACCAUUUUACUUAAUUUAUAGGCAGCAUAUGCUUAGAAAUACUGGAACAAUAUACAUUACAUAUAUAUAUAUUCCUUUAAGCUUUUCUCUGUCACUAACAAUCCUUUAAACUCUUGGCUCAUGUACCACAUAUCAUUAAAAGUUAAGAUUUUAAAACUAUUCUGUACUAUUUAAUGAAUAACCAAACUGCACGUUUUCCAGAGGUAUUCAUUAAGCCUUUGGAUUUCUUAUAGAAAGCACGUUCAUCUUUCUCACCUCUCAAAACAACAAUGUUUCAAGAAAUUAUUCAAAUAAAGACAACUAAGCAAAAAGAAAAUGUUUUCUUAACUUUUAUUGCAACAACUGUAGUUACGCAGCCAGUGAAACUGCAUCAUUUAGACAGUAAUGGCCCUAAAAGGAAAACCUUAGCACAUUUUGCUUAAAAACUAGUCUUGAAGAGAAACCAGUCUGCCUGUUUAGGGAUGAGAAAUGCUCCUACCUUACAGGAACAACAAACUGAUAGUAUACAUUAAAAAUGAGUGUACUACUGUUUCAGCUGUUUGCUAAAAAAAUGAAUAAAUUAAAAAAAAAUAAGUGUAAUACUAUGUCCAAGUACCACUGCAAAUGGUAUUCUUCAUGUUAGAAAUAUUCCCUCUUUGCGUCCCUUUUAUAUAGUCUUAUAAACUGACAGGAAGCAUGACAAUGACAUAUGUAAACAUAUUUGCAAGGUAGAACUAUUCCGUUUAUUUAAUAAUGUCACUAAGCAAAAAUCUGACGUCCGAAACUGGGCAGGCCUGUACUUGGGCUUUUUUUAAACACUCAGACCCCAGCGAAGCUACAUGUGCCUGGAUCCAGCAGCAAGAUUUCACUGGCACCCACCAAACAAGCCCAGUUCUCGCUGCAAAGCACUUGGUUAUCUCAAACAGAACAGUCGGCGAAAUUUGCCUUUGCUGUGGUGUGAAGACACACCAAUACAUCGGAACAAGUAAAUAUACUAAGCAGAAGUGGGACUGAAAAGUUAACUUUUUAAAUAUUUAAUGCAUGAAAACAAAUAAGCAACCCUCUAUCAUUCACUGCUAUUCUUCUGUUAGACUCUAGACAGUACCUUGAGCUUCUCAUAACUUCCCUUUCUUCUCCUGAAAGGAAAAAUAACAUAAAGCGCUGAAUUAAUACAAACAGUUCUGACAAUUUAACAUAUAUUUUUAUCCACAGACUUUUCUGCAGGUGGAAUAAUUUAGGGAUAAGACUGCCUCUUCUAAAUAUAAAUUUAGUGGGUUUUGUCACAUAUUUUCCACCUGUUUUCAUUCUUCAUCUAAAACCACCCACCCCUUUUUUUCCUUGCCUUAAUUUCUUCUCUUUUUUGUUUUAUUCUUAAACUGAAACCAGUGCCUUUGAACAGUCUUGCAUGCAGUAUACCUCACGUCACCCUCAUAUAGACUGUAUCGUGAGAUAUGGUGGAGCAAGGUUAUCCAAUUCGCUUCCCCUGAGGUUUGCUGAGAAGGGAGCAACACGCGAGCUUCAGCUGCAGCCAGCCCCAAGAGACGUGACUCUACACAUUGAUUUGCUCAAGGUGACACUUCCCAUACUUAGGCCAAAGACAUAUUUUCCUUGUGUUUUCUUUCCUACAUUUCCCUAUUUUGUUAGGCUUAAGAAAUAGUGACCUGUUUGUUUGGAUGCAGAGACCCAAUACACUUUUUUAAAGAAAUACCUGUACAAAUUCAAUAUAUCAUCCUCAAGAUGAUGCAUUUUACCAUAAAGAAUCUACCAGAAAGUCUCUUUCUACUCUAUAUUUUGAAAGCAAGAUUUUCACAUUUGCAGAUAAAAUUAUGUGAGGCUGUACUAUCAAACCAAGACAAACUGCAGUUCUUCAAGGUCUGAAAAAUUAAAAAGCAUAUACAUUAACAAAAGAAAUGGCGGCAGAGAUGGUGUGCUCCUUCCUUGCAUAAAAAGCAGCUACACGUCAAAACACGUGUUCCUAAAAUAGCAGCAAAUAACUCUUUAUAAAAAAUUAAAGUAGUCCUUGUGGUCCCCUGAGGAUCCUUGAAGAUUGCCCUUCCUGAAGCACAGAAAAACAGUCACUGUGGUAAAAAUAAAACAGUAUACCUAUUUUCAAAGUCCUGAGCGAGCACAGAUUUGCCUGAGAACUCUGGUCUCGCAAUCAGGAUGCUGUAACUUACUGGUAGCCAUAAUGGAAUAUACUGAGUAGUUUUGUUUACCAUCCAAAUUAGCAAGUUUUGUGCUCUGACUAAAAAAAAAAAUAAUCUUUGUGCAAAAAAAAAAAAAAAGUAACUUCUUUACAUGCUUGAGUAGACUGGAGUUCAUGGUUCCAUGCACGUAUCUACUGCAGUAGAUAAAGGAUCAAAUUAAUGCCUCCGGAGGACUGAAUUAAUGGAAAAAGGAGCUUGUUCUGGGCAUUCACCAGAGCUACGGCUGGAGCACUGAAAAGGGCCAGGAGGGGCAUAUAGCCUGUGCCUGCUCUAUGGUUGGCUGCCUGUUAUGAUCAGUAUCAAAAAAUGAGAAAAUAUCCGUAAUAAAUAUCAGGGGAAAAAAUGCUUUUAGUACUGCAUCUAUAAAGAUUCAACCUCAGGAGGCUUGUAAUGCAAUCCCAAACUUGGUACCACACGCAUGGGACUCUUGCUCAUGAAUUUGUUCUCAUUCAAUAUAAUCUUUCUACUCCUCAGCUGUUCAGCCUUUAAUCUGUAAUGUAUAAAAGUGAUUCCUUAUUGCUCCAAGACAGCAGGCUUGUCUUUUUCCAAUGAGUGAUGAGAGCUGUACCCAGAAUGACGAUAUGGCCAGCAGUGCCAUGGACUCUUCUUAUGGCUGCGGCGCCAAUGCCCAAGAUGUUCGUUGACCCACAUCCCCUGUGGGUGCUUGCUCCUCCUUGGCAAGUCAGCAAUUCCCAUGAGAGAAACUCUGGAAAAAAAUCACUUGCUGAGACCAAAUACGACUGUGAGGACUUGGAGGUGGAAUAGCCAUAGCAUAUUGGUCCAGAAACACCAAGGGUGACAGCACCGUGUGAAUAUCAAACCAGCAGAAUUCCUUCCCUCCCUCCCACCUUGAAGACUAGCUGAAUCUCCUUGCCUUUUAGAAGAGCCACAGUGCUGGGUGUCACAACAUCCCCCGUGAGCAAGAAAGCACGUUCAUCCCAUCUCUGCACCAUCAAGGGCUCCUAGACUCACUAACACCAGCCUUCCAUACCAGGGCAGAAAGGAUGAUGAGUUAAUCCUGGAGGCUGCAGAAGGCCAUUUAGAGAUACACUGAGUGCUCUCCAACUGAAUCACACAUCUCACCUGCUAAACUCUGCCUCAAAAACAUGGAACCCCUUUUGCUAGCCCUAGUGCUACCAACAGAGAGGGCUGAGCACAAGGGAAAACACCACUUCCUGACCACAAACACCAGGAAAGAAAACUGCUGUUAAGGUUCUACUAAAAUGGCAAGCCCCAUUCGCACUUCCCACAAUACCCACAACUUUUUUUGCCCAUGCACUUUGUAGAUUCUCCUUCUUCAUUUUUUUGUUAUUAAGAAUGACAUUCCCCUAAACAGCCGCAUCUUUAAAGAUCUGGAUUCUGUUUCACAGUCACAAGGAAGUCACACGCUAUUGUCACACAGGAGAUUACAGUCUCAGGACAGUGGGUGGCUAAAGACAACAAAAGGCAAGAAGCAAAAGCAGCUGGUGAACCGAGAUCCUGUUCCCUGGUUCGGGUAAUGCAAACGCUGUGACUGUCUUCAAGGGAGA